Messenger RNA from Cornus florida, 4104 nucleotides. Its product is annotated as probable sucrose-phosphate synthase 1. Gene Ontology annotation, molecular function: sucrose synthase activity; sucrose-phosphate synthase activity. The coding region runs from base 239 to 3403 and encodes 1054 amino acids. Gene Ontology annotation, biological process: sucrose metabolic process. The transcript is spliced from 13 exons. Lineage: Eukaryota; Viridiplantae; Streptophyta; Magnoliopsida; Cornales; Cornaceae. The record is from RefSeq and is a predicted model, not a curated record.
CCCCCACACACACAUAUUUUAUAUAUAUACACACACACACACACAUAAGAGCAUUUCUACAACCGCAUCUCUACAACCAUUUCUGUAUGAACACCAUUUUCAUCUCUCUUCUCUCUCUCUACAUGUAUAGAUCAUACGCAUCUAUAAAUCAAUACUAAUAUUCGACACACACUCUCUCUAACAUUCUCGGGUUCUCUCUAAAAAAAAAUCAAAAUUUUGAGCUCUGUGAAAAUCAUCAAUGGCGGGAAACGACUGGAUUAACAGUUACCUAGAAGCCAUCCUGGACGUUGAUCCAGGAAUUGACAAUGCAAAAUCGUCGUUGCUGUUGAGAGAGAGAGGACGGUUCAGUCCCACUCGCUACUUCGUCGAAGAAGUCAUCACAGGCUUCGAUGAAACUGAUCUGCAUCGCUCCUGGGUUCAAGCUGCAUCGAUUAAAACCACAGAGGAAAGGAACACAAGAUUGGAGAACAUGUGUUGGAGGAUUUGGAAUUUGGCUCGUAAGAAGAAGCAGCUUGAAGGUGAGGAAGCUCAGCAUACAGCUAAGCGACAUCUUGAGCGUGAAAGAGGCCGCAGAGAGGCAACUGCUGAUAUGUCAGAAGACUUAUCAGAAGGAGAGAAAGGAGACUUGGUCAGUGAAAUCUCGGCUCAUGGUGAUAGCAACAGAGGAAGUAUGCGUAGGAUACAUUCUGUUGAUGUGAUGGAAAACUUGGCUAAUCCGAAUAAGGAAAAGAAACUCUACAUUGUGUUAAUAAGCCUCCAUGGUUUGAUCCGUGGUGAAAACAUGGAACUCGGUCGGGAUUCUGAUACAGGUGGUCAGGUCAAGUAUGUGGUAGAACUUGCCAGGGCCUUAGGCACAAUGCCCGGGGUUUAUCGGGUUGAUUUACUGACGAGGCAAGUAUCGGCGCCAGAUAUAGAUUGGAGUUAUGGUGAACCAACUGAGAUGCUGAAUCUGAUUAACUCAGAAAAUUCCAUGGAAGAAAUGGGGGAGAGCGGCGGUGCUUAUAUAAUUCGUAUACCAUUUGGCCCCAAAGAUAAAUAUGUUCCUAAAGAGCUGCUUUGGCCUUGCAUUCCUGAAUUUGUUGAUGGUGCACUUAGCCACAUUUUACAAAUGUCUAAAGUUCUUGGUGAGCAAAUUGGUGGUGGGAUACCAGUCUGGCCUGUUGCGAUUCAUGGACAUUAUGCAGAUGCUGGUGACUCUGCUGCUCUUCUGUCUGGAGCAUUAAAUGUACGGAUGCUUUUUACUGGCCACUCACUUGGAAGAGACAAGCUUGAACAACUUUUGAAACAAGGACGCCAAUCAAGGGAAGAAAUUAAUGCUACAUACAAAAUAAUGCGGCGUAUAGAGGCUGAGGAGUUGUCUCUUGAUGCCUCUGAAGUAGUUAUUACUAGCACUAGACAGGAGAUAGAUGAGCAAUGGCGUAUGUAUGAUGGUUUUGAUCCAAUACUAGAGCGCAAACUAAGAGCUAGGAUCAAACGAAAUGUGAGCUGUUAUGGCAGGUUUAUGCCUCGCAUGGUUGUAAUUCCUCCCGGAAUGGAAUUCCAACAUAUUGUUCCGCAUGAUGGUGAGAUGGAUUGGGAAACAGAAGGAAGCGAAGAUAACUCUGGGACUCCCCCACCUAUUUGGUCCGAGAUAAUGCGUUUCUUUAACAAUCCACGCAAGCCUAUGAUACUUGCGCUUGCCAGGGCAGACCCAAAAAAGAACAUUACAACUUUAGUCAAGGCUUUUGGUGAAUGUCGCUCGCUGAGAGAACUAGCUAACCUUACAUUAAUAAUGGGUAACCGGGAUGCUAUUGAUGAAAUGUCUAGCACAAAUGCAUCUGUUCUAGUUUCAAUACUUAAACUGAUUGACAAAUAUGAUCUAUAUGGUCAUGUGGCAUAUCCUAAACACCACAAGCAGUCUGACGUUCCUGAAAUAUAUCGUCUUGCAGCAAAAACGAAGGGUGUCUUCAUCAAUCCGGCUUUCAUUGAGCCAUUUGGGCUAACUUUAAUUGAGGCAGCAGCUUAUGGUUUGCCCAUUGUCGCAACAAAAAAUGGAGGUCCAGUUGAUAUUCAUCGGGUUCUUGAUAAUGGUCUGCUAGUUGACCCUCAUGAGCAGCAAUCGAUUGCUGAUGCUCUUCUAAAGCUUGUUGCGGAUAAGCAACUUUGGGCAAGAUGUAGGCAGAAUGGGUUGAAAAAUAUUCACCUUUUUUCAUGGCCAGAGCACUGUAAGACAUACUUGUCUCGAAUAGCCAUCUGCAAAUCAAGGCAUCCACAAUGGCAAAGAAGUGAUGAUAGAUGUGAAAUUUCAGAAUCAGAUUCACCCAAUGAUUCAUUGAGAGAUAUAAAGGAUUUAUCUUUAAACUUAAAGAUGUCACUUGAUGGUGAGAAAAAUGAAGGGAGUGGAACCAUAGACAAUGUUUUAAAUGCCGAAGAAAAUGCUCCUGAUGAAAAGAGCAGAUUAGAGGAUGCAGUUUUGUCCAAGGCUGCCAAAGGACAGCCACAAAAUGUUGGGUCCUCGGAGAAAACAGAGCAUAACAUAAGUAAGUUUCCCAGACUGAGGAGGAGGAAGUUCAUCUUUGUCAUUGCUGUGGAUUGUGAUACGAUGCCUGAUUCCCUUGAUAUCAUCAAAAUGAUUUGUGAGGCUGCGGGUGUGGACAGAAGUGCAGGCUCGAUAGGCUUUAUAUUAUCAACAGCCUCAACAAUAUCUGAGAUACAUUCUUUUCUGGACUCAGGAGGAUUGAGCCCUAUGGAUUUUGAUGCUUUUAUUUGCAAUAGUGGCGGUGAGCUUUACUAUCCCUCUUCGACUUCUGGGGAUAGUCCUUCCGGGCUUCCCUUUGUAGUAGACUUAGAUUAUCAUUCACAUAUUGAUUACCGUUGGGGUGGAGAGGGUUUGAGGAAAACUUUGGUACGUUGGGCUGCUUCUAUUAACGAUAAAAAGGGACGAGAAGGACAAGUAGUUGCAGAAGAUAAAUCAGGAUCAGCUGCACAUUGUUAUGCAUUCAAAGUGGAAAACCCAGCCUUGGUUCCCCAUGUGAAGGAACUACGGAAAAUGAUAAGAAUUCAAGCUCUGCGAUGCAACAUUAUUUAUAGUCAAAAUGGUUACAAACUGAAUGUGAUCCCUGUGCUGGCUUCUCGAUCUCAAGCCCUCAGGUACCUGUAUGUUCGAUGGGGUGUAGACUUGUCAAAAUUUGUCGUCUUCGUGGGAGAAUGUGGGGAUACUGAUUUCGAAGGAUUGCUUGGUGGAGUACACAAAACUGUGAUAUUGAAGGGAGUUUGCACUGGUGCGCGUAAACUUCAUAGUAACAGAAGCUAUCCUCUCGAAGAUGUUGUGCCGUUCAACAGCCCUAAUGUUGUUGAAUCCGAGGGUUGCAAUGGCAAUGACAUCAGAGCAUCACUAGAAAAACUCGGUAUUCGUAAGGCUUAGGAAAUUACAGGUGUUUUUGAGAGAGCCCAUAUCUUUUUGGUGGUAUGUAGAUGUUAAUAAGAUUUAGCUUCCUUUUUUGCUUUGAAAUCCAAUAAUUUCCCCAUAAUUCUCUUGAAUGUGCAUUCAUGGCCACUUGUUUGUGCUAAAUUUUUCGAAGAGUGUUUUCAGAAAAAUUAAACCAAACUGGGCAGUUUUUUCGCUUAUGCAAAUUUUCAGGGAACUCACCCUAAACCUUCAUCCGCUCGAAGAAACAUUUGAAGAUUGAAGAAAAUCCUUGAAGAAACGUCUACAUCUUCUGAAAGAAGAAGGUAUAGAAGAAGAAAAACCUAAAGAUGAUAUAGGUUGUCUACGUAUCCCGUCCUCUUCCAACGGUGAGGUUUUCAUUAGUUAUUGUUGAGUCAAAUGAUGCCUCAAGCUGGUUAUUUGUUAGCAAUCUAAUCUAACAUGGACUAUGAAUCUUCAAAUGUUUUUGGAAAGUGUUGUUUCUGCUGUACUUGGUCACGUCGAUCACUUGCUUACGUGUGAUACGACUGAUCAAAUCUCUUAGAUUUUCUUGCACAAUGAGUUCAGAAUCAUGCAUUCUUUACCUUUUGAUGAUUCAUCUAUGCAAGUCAAUCCAACUCGUGUUACCCAUUAAUCGGACGGUGUUGAUCGAUGAAGAUAAGUAUGGUGUGAUGCAUUUGUAUCAGGAUAUGCCAAUU